GGGAAAGUCUCCAAAGCUCUCUUCUCUUGCUCCAACUCAGUACUCUUAUUAAAAAAAAAUCCUUAAAAAAAUAGUAAAACCAAAAAUUAAGGUUAAAUAAUAUAUAAAGAUUUUUUGUUUUUUCUUUCUCUGUCUAAAAAAAUUGUCAAAAUUAUAGUAAAAAAAGUCUUGUAUUAUAUACGUUUAUUCUUCUUAUUCUUUAUUCUCUCUCUCUCAAAAAAAAAAAAAGUUCAUUUGUUAUUCUUAUAAAUAUCAAACAAAACUCUCACAUUUCAAGCUAUAAAUUUGUUAUUCUUUAAGGAAAAAAAACACCAAUUUUACUAACAUAACAAUUUUUUUUUUUAUUAUUAUUAUUAUUAUUAUUAUUAUGGGUUGUGUUUGUAUGAAGCUAAAGAAGUUUAGAUAUAAUGACCCUAAAGUUCUUGCUUCUCAUACUUAUUCUAAGCCAUUUAGAUAUGAAGAAGAAAAUCAUGAAGUUCUUGCUUCUCAAACUUAUUUUACUAUAAAUGAAGUUGAAUUUGUACAUGAGCUUUUCAAGAAAUUAAGUAGUUCUAUAAUUGAUGAUGGUUUAAUAAACAAAGAAGAAUUUCAACUUGGUUUAUUUGGGAAUAGCAAAAAACAAAGUCUUUUUACAGACAGAAUAUUUCAAAUGUUUGAUACCAAACAAGAUGGGGUAAUAGAUUUUGGUGAAUUCGUUCGAUUUCUAAGUAUCUUCCAUCCAAAAACACCUCAAGCUGAAAAAGUUUCAUGUGCUUUUCAACAAUAUGAUUUAUGGAAUACUGGCUUCAUUGAACAUGAAGAGGUUAAGGAGAUGAUCAUGGCACUUCUAAAAGAAUCAGAUUUGAUUCUCCCUGAUGAGAUAAUUGAAUCAAUUGUCAAAAAGACUUUUGAAGAAGCUGAUUUUAAAAGAGAUGGGAAAAUUGACAUGGAAGAAUGGAAGGAAUUAGUGGCUAAAAAUCCAUCCUUAUUGAAAAACAUGACAAUUCCAUAUUUGAAGGACAUUACAACUAUGUUCCCAAGUUUUGUGCUAAAACCAGAUAUAGAAGACAACAACAAUAACUUCUGAAAUUUCGAAGUUAUUUCGAAGACUAGAUUAGAAUUUCGAAGCUUCUUAUCGAGCUCUUCAAUGGCGUAUCUCGUGAUAAAGUUAAACUUCAUUAAAUUUGUCAAACUAACCAUUUCAAAUAUUAAAAUUUGUAAAAUAACCUCAUUUAAUUACUCUAUGACCAUGAUGAUCACAUAAUGUAAAUCUAUGGUUGUUUAAAAAUUUUUGUAAAAUUAUUUUACCAAUAAAAAUUUUCAUAAAGGUUAUUUUUACAAAACACUCGAAGAUUACAGCCAAUUGGUGGCACCAAAGAAGAAGCAAAUUCCUAAAAAUUCCAACACAUGAAAAUUGUUGCAAUAAGGGCAAUUUAUCAUAGUGGAAUUGUUCUCCUCACCUUGAGUUGUUGCCUAACAAUAGAAGCUAAGAACUUGUUGGAAAGUCCAUGAUUCAUAGAUGGUUUGAACAUUUAGACACAUUAGGAAGAUAGUAAUGUAUGUAAUAAUUGAUACCAAUUGAGAUGUAAAUGAUGGAAAUUUCUCAUAUGUAUCUGUAUUUAUGUAAAGGAAAAUCCUUUGACCUUGUUCAACAUCACAAAAGUAGGCUACACUGAAUUUUUAU
This is a messenger RNA of Cannabis sativa, 1663 nucleotides long. RefSeq names its product calcineurin B-like protein 7. The coding region runs from base 368 to 1066 and encodes 232 amino acids. Lineage: Eukaryota; Viridiplantae; Streptophyta; Magnoliopsida; Rosales; Cannabaceae. Gene Ontology annotation, molecular function: kinase binding; calcium ion binding. The transcript has 8 exons. Gene Ontology annotation, biological process: calcium-mediated signaling. The record is from RefSeq and is a predicted model, not a curated record.